Polistes dominula (European paper wasp) is the source of this 4245-nucleotide messenger RNA. RefSeq names its product PI-PLC X domain-containing protein 1. Gene Ontology annotation, molecular function: phosphoric diester hydrolase activity. Gene Ontology annotation, biological process: lipid metabolic process. The record is from RefSeq and is a predicted model, not a curated record. Lineage: Eukaryota; Metazoa; Arthropoda; Insecta; Hymenoptera; Vespidae.
AAUUAUAAUUUUUUUUUUUUAUAUAUUCGUACAUACAUACCUAUUAUAUAUAUUUUGUUUUCAAUAAUUCUGUUUUGGUUACUGCUGCUGUCGCAUCACAAUUCAUUUUUUUUUUUUUUUUAUAAAUCCUUACUCUUGAUGGAAUUGUUGUUCUUCCCUGUUUUUUCAAGCUAGUCUAAUUAAAUGAUGUCAUGCCUUGAUGUUUUGUGCUUUUAUAAUUAUCUUUCUCUUAUUAUUCAAUAACAAAGAAAUAGAUUUUGUUCUAUAUCUUUAAUUACAGUGUAUUAAAACGUUUGAAAUAAUAACGUCACAUACACAUCCACAAUUAGAUUUCCACUCUCAUUCUCUAUGUAUCAUUUGAAAUGAAAAUGAAAUAGUAUGCUGUUCGUGAAAAAUACAAUUCUCGUACAAUAAUAAAGAAUUAAUAACAAGAAACAUAUUUAUGAUUCCAUUGAGACGGUUAUCACUUGUAAAUUCGAAUAUAAUUAUUUUAUAUAAUUGUAAACAAAUUUAUAUGUCAUAUCAUUUAUGUUAAUAAUAAAAAUCAGAAAUAUUAACCAUAGCAAAGCGUAUUCGUAAUUUCUGUUUGUUUGUUUGUUCGUUCGUUCAUUUAAAUAAUUACAAUUAUGAAUAUUGUAUUAUACUGUCAAUUAUCGUCGUUCGUGGUUAAAUAAAAAAUGAUUUUCAUGAAUGAUUUCAUUAUCAAUCGAUAAUUAUGAAAGUGGUCUGUCUGAAUCGUUGGGAAUAGUAAAAAUAAUAUAUAUGCAUAAUAUGCAUCUUAAUACGAAACAUAUGAUUGUUAAACCACUUUCAUAAUCAUCGUCGAUCGAUUCAUAUGUUAAAUGAGAACAUAGAAUUUGUCUACAUUUCAAAAAAUAAUAUUUUUUCUUUAUCAACACUAGUCUACAUUAUUUUGAUAUUACCAUUCAGCGAUUGGAUAACAAAAGUCAACAUUAUGAUUAUUGUGUUAACUCAUUAAGAUCGAUGUUUUAUUUAACAAUUCAAUCGCUGUUGGAUAAUCCAAAUGGUCUUCUUUUUGUUACCUUUAAUCUUCAAGAGUAUUUUUUAUAUUAAAUAAUACAAUUAUAGUUUAUUUUCUUUACUAUAAGUACAAUUAUUUUUAAAUAUAUUUCGCAUACUUUGAGCACAAUAACCAAAAGUUAGGAUACAUAUAUAAUAUUAUUAAUUAUUGGCGGCAAUAAAUAUGUAUGUGUUAGGAUUUCAAUGUAUUUCGAAAAAUGUUUGUCACUUUUUACGAUCCUCUAGAAGAGUUUCUGUGCACAAUUUAAUUAAACCAUAUUUAAUAUUAAUGCAAAAUUUUAUCCUAAAAAAAUACAAAUUUGUAAGAUAAAAAGUGACAUAGAUUUUUGAAAUCUUCAACACACAGAUCUUACGACAAUGUAUUUAUAUAGGAAGAUAAUAUUUGUUCUACAUCCAAAUUUUAUCCAAAUAAAUUUCUAACUAACUCAACAUCUGACAAGAACGUUUGUUACUCUAGACCACUUAUUCGAAGAUGGUUAUUUUAUCUUUGUACAAAAGCUACAAAAUCUAUUACAUAAGAUGUCCUCGAUCAUAACUUUUAUGCAUGCCACAUAAUAGGGAUGUAUGUUAGAUAUGUAUAUAUGAUAUAUACGUGCACAUAUAUCUCUAUCUGUUGGAAAUGAUGAUUUGGUAAUCUACAACGCUCUCGUGAUAUAUUUCUGACACGCGGACUACUCGAGGGUGUUUAAUUCAAUGUAAAAUUAAAAUCAUUGCCCCAACACCCUUGUAUGUUCAGGAACCUUAUCAUCGCCCUUCCAUCGUCGUUUAGCGUGAAUCCUCCUCCUUCCCUCUCUCUCUCUCUCUCUCUCUCUCUUUCUUUCCGUCUAUCUAUCAUCUAAAGAUACGCAGGAAAUGGGGUGUUUAAUGUUAGGUGGUCGAGUCUGACCCCUUGACUCUACACGUCGUCGGUAGAGAGUCCAAGAGGAGAGAGAAAGAGAGAGAGACGUAGGUAAAACACGGUUCCCCCCUUUUCGAACAAAUUGACGUGUCCGAGGAAGUGAUGGAAGGAUGGUACAAUGCGCUCGAACAUUUUACAAGCGAACCAAUGGGUUCUAUAUUAAAAUAGAACUCCACGCGUCCGAGCUUGACCGAGCAAAGUUGGUGUACGCUCAGUCGUCUGGUGUUGUCCCUCGAUCGCUUCUUCUUUCUCUCGACUUUUUUAAUCGGGACACCUCUGGAGAACCAGACCAUUUCUCGAUGAUCGUAUUCUGAAAGAAAAGAAGUAGCUUCUCAAUCGAAGACUUGUCUCCGUUACACAAACUACAAAUUUCAAGAUCGAUGUCCUGAAAAAUUGAAUACAGUCUCGAGAACUUUAAGUUCGAGGGACAAGGAUUAAAGAGGAAAAAAGUAUUCAUACUGCAUCCAGUUGGAGUUGUCAACGUGAAGAAAAUAUUUCAAGAAGUUUCAGAUUAGGUAUUUCGAGUCAAUAGAAGAAUUUGAUUUAUCUUGAUUAUCAUGAUUAAAGGAACUUUUCUGUUGCUUCUGUACGCAUCUUGCGACAUAGUUUUUGCAACACAAUGUGGAAAGGUAUGGUUGACGGUCUCCUCCUUAUGGAGACCAAUCGCUGCAAGUGAUAAAGUCGUCGAUACUGAAUUAGAAGUUAAUUGGGAACUGGAUUGUUCUAGGAGCACAGAAUACCCAGAUACCAUCAAGGUUUUCAGUGCUGACCCAUUGCAUAACGAUGCUAUCACACCUAAAUUGAUCUUAUCUCCAUUGGAACAUCCAAGAGGAUAUUAUCGGACUAAUAUCACCGUCGGUCGACCUUCAUUACCAGGUGGAUGGGAUACUCGAGAUGGUGCCACUCUUCCUGGUCCACAUUGUUUGAAACAUCACGUUGCUCUUUACAAGGAUGGUAAACUCUUUACGAGUUCUUGUUUGCAAAUUUGGCCAACUUGGAUGUAUGAUUAUAGAAGGCAACUUGGAAGACUACCAAUCGGCAACCUGAUGAUACCCGGGACCCACAACUCAGGUUGUUACAAACACGGUGAUUUGACUAGAACAGACAUUUACCAACGUUAUUUGCUAACUCAGGAUCGCGACGUUUGGACGCAGUUGGUACACGGAAUACGUUACCUCGAUAUCAGAGUUGGUUAUUAUCCUCUUAUCAGACCAAACGAUACAGAAUCAAGCGAAGAAAGUAAUAACAUCAACAGAUUCUGGAUAAAUCACGAUGUAAUAAGAAUUACGCCGCUCUCAGAAAUCAUCAGAGACGUUCGAAAUUUCUUAGAUGUUGCAAGAGGAGAAGUUGUUAUUAUGGAUUUUCACAGAUUUCCAGUUGGUUUUGAGGGUAGACCGAGCAGGCAUCAUAAACUGGCAACUAUAUUACAUCGAGAAUUUGGAGAUUUGAUCUUGAAACCUGAUAAAGAUUUCGUUGGCCAUGGACCUACUCUUAACGAUAUUUGGACCGGUGCUGGACGAUUGAUCAUUUGCUAUGGUGAUAAGCAUACAGUAAAUGAUUACGAAUGGCUUUGGCCGUCGUUGUCUCAAGCUUGGGGUAAUCAGCAAACGGUGGAAGGUCUUUUUAAGUAUUUGGACGAAGUGAUAAUAGGUCAUGCAGGACCUAGAAACAGUCCAAAUCCAUUGUGGGCCGUCAUGGCAGAAUUGACGCCAUAUCCGUUGGAUAUUAUCUUCAAACCAUUCGGUGGACUUCGACAAAUGGCUGAUGCUAUAAAUAGAAAUCUGACGGUGAAGUUUCAAGAGAAAUGGUGGAAAGAGACCAACAUCGUUGCUACCGAUUUUUUUCUUGGAAAUAAUCUCAUACAUGUUUCUAUAGAAUCGAACAUCAAAAAGAGUAACAUCGCCCAGUGGCGUUUUGAUAUAUAUUAAGAUAUAUCAACAAAUUACAGACGUCCGUUCUAAUCUUCAGAUCGAGAUCAAUAUCUUCGUAUAAGUGUCUCGUUAGCAAAAAUGUAUAAUUGAUCGAUCGAGAGAUAACGUUGUACAGUAAUAAAUUUGUAAUUAUUGAUCGCAAUCAUUUUUUUUUUUUCAAAUAUACUCGUAUACAUACUUGAACGAUGAAUAUUGAUGAAAUAAAGAAAAACAAAAUAACGACAUUUAAUCCGCGUUUUUACUCUCGAAUUCUUUGAACGAACGUAGAUUGAAACUAAUAACAAAUCAAACAAAAAUAAUAAAAAUCGAAAAAGAAUAUAAGCUGUAUUAUAUUUAGAUCUAAUUGUCCAAAUAAAAACGUUAUAUUUGUCGAAA